Messenger RNA from Ambispora leptoticha, 1436 nucleotides. Lineage: Eukaryota; Fungi; Glomeromycota; Glomeromycetes; Archaeosporales; Ambisporaceae. The record is from the annotation of a GenBank genome assembly.
AUGAGCGCGCACGAAGAAAGCUUAAAUCCCAAUCAAUAUUUUGAAAUUCGCUCGGAGAAGAUACUCAAGCUUCGUGAGUCCAAAAAUCCAAACCCUUAUCCGCAUAAAUUUCAUGUAGACAUUUCCAUCCCGGUUUUUAUUCAAAAAUAUGGCAGUCUUCAACCCGGCGAGCACUUGACCGAAGUGGUCAAUUUAGCCGGACGUAUUCAUAAUAAACGAGCGUCUGGUGCAAAGUUGAGGUUCUAUGAUCUACAUGGGGAAGGAGUUAAGAUUCAGAUUAUGGCUCAAGCACAGGAUUCCGAACGAGAUUUUGCUGAAGUACAUGAUCUUCUGCGUCGUGGAGAUAUUGUGGGUGUUCGUGGAUGUCCAGGAAAAUCCAAACGUGGCGAAUUAUCUAUAUUUCCCAAAGAUCUCGUAUUACUCUCCCCAUGUUUACAUAUGCUACCGAAAGCCCAUUAUGGAUUUAAAGAUCAAGAAUCGCGAUAUCGACAACGUUAUCUCGACUUGAUUAUAAAUAAUAAUGUUCGAGAGAAGUUUAUUACGCGAGCCAAAAUUGUAAAUUAUGUCAGGAAAUUUUUGGAUAAUCUUGGAUUUUUAGAGGUUGAAACACCCAUGAUGAACAUGAUUGCUGGAGGCGCUACAGCCAAACCAUUUGUGACUCAUCAUAAUGAUCUCAAACUUGAUUUAUUCAUGCGAGUUGCACCUGAAUUGUAUCUCAAAAUGCUUGUGGUAGGAGGAUUAGAUCGUGUCUAUGAGAUUGGACGACAAUUUCGGAAUGAAUCAAUUGAUUUAACACAUAAUCCAGAAUUCACGACGGUUGAAUUUUAUAUGGCAUACGCAGAUAUGUAUGAUUUAAUGGAUAUUACAGAGAACAUGAUAUCAACUAUGGUCAAGCAUAUUACAGGUGGUUAUAAAAUAACAUAUCAUCCUCAUGGACCAGAAGGAGAAGCUUAUGAAAUCGAUUUCACCCCACCUUUCCGAAGGAUUAACAUGAUCGAGAGACUGGAGGAGAAACUUGGAGUAAAAUUCCCACCACCCUCGGAACUUCAUUCGGAUGAAACUAAUAAAUUUUUAAAAGAACUUUGCGAGAAAAAUCAAGUUGAAUGCUCUCCGCCACGAACAAAUGCUAGAUUACUUGAUAAACUUGUAGGCGACUUUAUUGAAGUGGAAUGCGUAUCUCCGACAUUUAUUAUCGGUCAUCCUCAGAUGAUGUCUCCACUGGCAAAGAGUCAUCGAGAUAUUAAUGGUCUUUGCGAACGUUUUGAACUUUUUGUAGCUACAAAAGAAGUAUGCAAUGCGUAUACUGAAUUAAACGAUCCGUUUGAUCAACGAGAACGCUUCGAGGAGCAAGCACGGCAAAAAGCCCAAGGAGACGAGGAAGCGCAACUUAUCGACGAAACUUUUUGCACAAGUUUAGAGUAUGGACUACCACCUAC